GAUGGCGUUACAGGUGAUCUGGUGUUAAAAUCAGGUGGGAGCUCCACAGGAAGCCCUGGAGGUGUUGGUGUUUUUGGUGGGUCGUCUGGGCGAUUAUCAGGAUCGCCUGUGGUUGUUUCAGCUGGCAAUGGGUCUACGGGUGGAGCAGUGUAUGUGUCAUCAGGCUCAGGAACAGCCACGUCAGGGUCUGUGGCGAUUCAAUCGGGGAAAUCUACCGCAACAACUGGAACCGUGACAAUUUCGAGUGGUUUGGCCGGCACAGGAACUUCGGGCGACGUGAAUGUUUUAUCUGGAAGUUCCUCUAGUGGUCAAAGCGGAAGUAUAAUGAUUAGCGUCGGUAUUUCAAAAACUCGUGCGGGUGGCUCGGUUAGUGUUCUGAGUGGAAACGGCACGAGUAAUGGUGGAUCAGUUGUUAUUCGUUCAGGAUACGCUGAUCGAGGUACAACAGGCGAUGUCAAUAUCUCGACGUUUUCUACUGGCAAAGUGAGUGCCUCUGCUGGCAACGUUGUAGUUGCCGUUGGUACCAGCAAUGCCGCUUAUGGUGGAAACGCUACUCUACAGGCAGGUCCAAAUCGACUCCGAGGUGGUGACGCUAGUGUUGUGGCUGGAGAUAGCUCCCAGGCCAUUGGCGGGACAGCCAGCAUUGCAUCAGGUGUUGGUCCCCAGAGUAGCGGUGACCUUACGUUGAACUCUCCCGAUUCCAGCGACACAGGUGGUUCAGGCUCUAUUGCUGUAUAUACAGGCGCAGCAGCUACCGGAGUAAGUGGAUCAAUAAGUCUGGUCACGGGUACUUCCGCUGGGCAAGCUGGGGGAUCGAUUUCUAUGGUUGUCGGAGCUGGGACACGUGGAGCUGGAGGAAUGAUCAAUGCUACCAGCGGAAACAGUUACAGUGGAACUGGAGGGUCGAUUUUCUUGCGCGCCGGGGCGGGAACGUUGACGUCUAGUGGCUCGGUCCAAAUCGAGACUCCAGCUGCUGGAAUCAUGGGGCAGUCUGGAGCAGUGAAUAUCACUACAGGAUAUUCAAGUACUGCUGACUCUGGUAAACUUUCCGUAACUACUGGCAGUUCUCAGAUGAAGAGAGGUGGAAACAUCGAGCUGUCGGUUGGAAGUGCUGGCCCUGUGCGUGGGGGAGACUUGCUUGUAUCAGCAGGAAAUAGCUCUGACGUUGGUGGUUCCUUUGCUGCAACUGGCGGCCUUGGUUCUCAGACUGGUGGUCAAGUUUCGCUCAAAUCUGGUGGAAGCACAAUUUCCAGUUCUGGGAAUGUUGUCGUAGCUACCGAGGUUUCAGGAGCUGCCGGUCGUUCUGGUGGAGUAUUUGUUGCGACUGGAAAAAGUCUUGGUGGCAACAGCGGCGAUGCAAAUAUCCAGACUGGCGAUGCAACCCAAGGAAGCGGAGGAUCCAUCCAGCUACUCGCUGGUACUGGAGAUACAGGAGAUGGCGCCAGUAUUAUACUAAAAGCUGGUGCGACUCUAGAUCAACACGCUGCAGGAGGGCCAAUACUUAUGAUGACAGGAUCUACCAACUACGGUUCCAGCGGGGGCGCUGCCAUUGCAACACCGGACGCAGGGGCCAUUGGCAAAUCUGGAUUCAUCACUCUAACGACAGGAGCCGCGACAGCAGGAACAGUCGGAAAUAUAGCAAUCAGCACUGGCGGCAGCACCUGUGGAAACGGCGGGUCCAUACUCCUCAGUGUGGGCACGGGCAGCAGUGGUACUGGCGGAGCCAUCUCGCUGCGGUCGGGCGACACGCACCUCGGAACGGGUGCGCAAAAUACCCCAACAGGCACGGCCGUGGGCGGCUCGAUUUCGUUGAGCGGCGGCAGCGGCGUGGCGAGUGGCGGGUCGAUCUCGCUGCAGAGCGGCGCGGGCCUGACGACGUCCAGCGGCGACAUCUCGCUGACGACUCCGAGCUCGGCGAGCAGCAGCGGCGUGAGCGGAAGUCUGCGUCUAUCGAGCGGUACUAGUCGCGAGGGCGACAGCGGAUCGGUGAGCGUGAGCACGGGCGUGUCGACGGGCGGCCACGGCGGGUCGAUCUCGCUGUCGGUGGGCGCUGGA
Phytophthora sojae is the source of this 2055-nucleotide messenger RNA. RefSeq lists its product as hypothetical. The transcript is spliced from 3 exons. Lineage: Eukaryota; Oomycota; Peronosporomycetes; Peronosporales; Peronosporaceae. The annotation marks the transcript as partial. The record is from RefSeq and is a predicted model, not a curated record.